AUGGCCACCGCGCAACUCGCCUGCACGUACGCCGCACUCAUCCUCAGCGAGUCCGGUAAGGCCGAUGCCGACUCCAUCUGCGCCGUGGCCAAGGCCGCCGGUGUCGAGGUGAGCAACGGUAUGGCGGCCGCCUUCGCCAACGCCCUCGCCACCGUCAACGUGAAGGAGGUGCUGGGCUGCAUCACCUUCGGUGGUGCGGCCGCUGGUGGCGCAGCUGCCCCCGCUGCAGCUGCAGCUGGCGGCGCGGCCCCGGCAGCGGUAGAGAAGAAGGACGAGCCCGAAGAAGAGGCUGACGAUGACAUGGGCUUUGGUCUGUUCGACUAG
Leishmania braziliensis MHOM/BR/75/M2904 is the source of this 324-nucleotide messenger RNA. Its product is annotated as putative 60S acidic ribosomal protein. Lineage: Eukaryota; Euglenozoa; Kinetoplastea; Trypanosomatida; Trypanosomatidae. The transcript has a single exon. Gene Ontology annotation, biological process: cytoplasmic translation; translational elongation. The coding region runs from base 1 to 324 and encodes 107 amino acids. Gene Ontology annotation, molecular function: protein kinase activator activity; ribonucleoprotein complex binding; structural constituent of ribosome. The record is from RefSeq and is a predicted model, not a curated record. Gene Ontology annotation, cellular component: ribosome; cytosolic large ribosomal subunit.